AUGAAAAUGAGAAGCCUACCUGACACUAUUGCUGCAGCUGAGCUACCACAUCUGAUGCAGAGGCUGCUCACACAGUUAUUCUCUGCCAAGCAGGCUAAACUUAUGCUCCUGGAUGGCUGUUACCUGCUCCCAAAGCCACCGACAAACACCUCCAGAGGGAGCAGAGAUAUUAAUAUACGAUUCCAGCAUGGUUCAGAUAAGCAAGCUUUCAUGAUGGCAAUUCGCAACAGGUCACCUUUUUAUGGCUUCGAAGAGCAUUCCUUAACAUUCUACCCAGAUCUAUCCAGAGCAACACUGGAUGGGCAUAAGUCCCUGCGACUGCUCACUUGGGAGCUUACCAACAAGAAGAUUCCAUACAAGUGGGGUACACCGAGAUUCCUCUUGAAACUCCGUGACUCUGGGACAUUGAAGGAAUUCUAUAUACAUCCAAGACAGUAUAUCUUCCAAGCAGUAAAGAACCUCAGGGGAGGUCCCAGGACAGCAAUACCCGAGGUAUCCACGCAAAUCAUUUGUUACAUCGUCUUGGUGAUACUUGGAAUAGUAGGAAAUGUAUUGGUUCUAAUCACCUUGAUAGCUAACUCUGUUGAGAAAAAGACCCUUCCAGCUUCAGAUCUGAUACUUGCGCACCUCACAUUAAUUCACCUUCUUAUUUCCAUCUUGAGAAAUAUUCUGGUUGUCUGCUUCCAGAUUGGCUUUACUCUCUUAUUUUCCACAGGCUGGUGCAAAUUCUUCAUGUUCCUGUGGACUCUUCUCAGAUCAAUGAGUGUCUGGGGGACAUUUUCAAUUAGUGUUUUCCAUUACAUCCACGUAAAGAAUUACCAGUUGAAAGCGAGAAGGAAUGUUUUAUGGGAUAGCAUAAAAGCUCUCGCUAUGUUGUGGGUAUUUUCCAGCCUAUUCUUCAUUCCUGCUUUUAUGUACACAGAACGUGGCUACUCAAAUGUAACCUUUUCAGUCCAAUUAAUUGGAACGACUACACGGCCAGUCUUGGACUGCAUAUGGAACUUUCCAAGCCCUGCGGCAAAUCUGCUCUACGUAACAGCCACAUUGGUUAUUCAUGAGUUAAUUCCCGUCAUUCUCAUGGUAAGCACAAACAUCAGCACAUUACAUACCCUAAAUCAACAUUCCAAGACAAUAGGGGCCCAGAAGACCCUUAGCCGUGUUGCCUCGGAGCGUAAAGCAGCCCUUGUGAUCACCGUCCUCGUCAUUCUAUUUGUCACCUGCUGGGGAACCAAUGUGAUUGCUGUCAAUUGUUAUAACUUCACUCAAGGUUCUUCUUCCACUGCAUUCUUGUUGACUGUUGCAAAUUUUGGUGCCUACAUUUUUAUGGGCUUCAGCCCUAUGGUUUUACUUUUGGGACACAGUAAGUUGCGAAAUAAAAUGCUAAGCCUUUUCUGUAUUGAAUGGAAACAUCAACUUCAAGUCAAACCUGAAGAGAUCACAAGUAGUGGUGUGCCACAAAGUGGUAAUGUGACCAUUAUCAAGUUUUAGGAACCUUAAGAUGAAACGUUCUACCUUACACCAUUGCUAAUUAAAUCAUGUAAAUUGCUGUAACUCUUGUUAUAGGGACAGAAGACAGUAACAUUUUUUUUUAUUUUUGGGGGUAAUUUAAAGUGUGAGAUAAAGGUAAACAAAUUAUACUUUUCUUACAGAAGAAUGUGGUCAGUAAUCAUUGCAUUG
This is a messenger RNA of Pelobates fuscus (common spadefoot toad), 1677 nucleotides long. Its product is annotated as olfactory receptor class A-like protein 4. Gene Ontology annotation, biological process: G protein-coupled receptor signaling pathway; sensory perception of taste. The coding region runs from base 1 to 1488 and encodes 495 amino acids. The record is from RefSeq and is a predicted model, not a curated record. Gene Ontology annotation, cellular component: membrane. Gene Ontology annotation, molecular function: G protein-coupled receptor activity; bitter taste receptor activity. NCBI's taxonomy places the organism in Eukaryota, Metazoa, Chordata, Amphibia, Anura, Pelobatidae. The transcript has 2 exons.